Ciona intestinalis (vase tunicate) is the source of this 829-nucleotide messenger RNA. Lineage: Eukaryota; Metazoa; Chordata; Ascidiacea; Phlebobranchia; Cionidae. The record is from RefSeq and is a predicted model, not a curated record.
UUAUGAUAUGCGUUCAUUGGGAGGGAGAACUAGGUUGAUUGAUUGUAACUUAGCUUACCUGGUGUGGUGGGCAAUGGCAGUCGUUAUAACACCAGUGUUAUGUUUCAUACACGGUCCCCGCUUACGAAUUACCACAUAUGUAAUUUUGGGGAGGUAUUUUUUGUAUGGCUGACAAUUUGGACAAACCAUUCGUGACCACUGGGUUGGAGCAAUUGUCGUUAAAUGUCUUGCUCAAGGACACAUACGCCCAAAAUGGUAGCAGCAGCAAGGCUCGAACUCCUAACCCUCUGGUUACAGACAAGAGCAUUAAACGUUAUAUUCACCGUAUCGUGUUGUUUCUUAUGAACACCUCACGCGACGAUGAUUUGUGUUUCUAUGUCAAAUAAAACAAUGGUGGGAACCUCGUUCAACAAACCGGAAUUGUUCUAUUAACCUCACUUUACCGUAUUUUGCCGCAAUUCGUCAAACAUGAGGUUUUAUUCAAGAACUAUGGGGUAUACGCCGGUUAAACGGAUGAUCAACCGACAGAAAAGGUUUAAAAAACUUCUUUUAGCGUCGUUUGUUGUUUAUUUUGUGUUCUAUCUUUACCAGAGGUGGCAGCACGAAGUGAAGCGAAGAAAACUUUUGACCGAUUACUUUGCGCCGAAGGAUGAGAGAAGUUACAUCGAAGACCCCGUGAGAUGUAAAGUUACAAACCUCGGCUGUUUAAAGUCCCGCAAACCAUAUCCCAUCCACACUAAAUAUAAGUUCAUACUCGAUCAACUAACUUCAGACCUUUGCAUUAAGAAAUGUUCUAAACGGUAAGUUGAGCUGAAACUGUUAAUAUUAA